This is a messenger RNA of Owenia fusiformis, 1776 nucleotides long. The record is from the annotation of a GenBank genome assembly. NCBI's taxonomy places the organism in Eukaryota, Metazoa, Annelida, Polychaeta, Sabellida, Oweniidae.
CAGCAAUAACAGCUACCUGGAUGAUCCAAUACUGUCUGCUGAUAAUCCAUAACAUUUAUAUGAGUGACUUGAGAUUAUCUGAACAGUUACAAGAAUCUAUCUCAAGGUAGGAAUGGUAAUAUAAGCAUUUUUGGUUAAUAAAGUUCAGCUAGGAAUAAGAAAAAACGAUCUGAUCUUCAAUUAUUGAGCAUUUCAUUAGAUGUUGGGAGCACAUGGCUGACUGACAGAUGGAACAGAAAUCAAAGAGUAAGAUAACAACUUUGAAUUUAUACUCCAGAUCCAGCAUUAAGCCAAUAAAUAUUGAAUGAAAUCUAAGGUUGAAAAUGGACUAGACAUAGAAGAUAAAGCAUAUCUGUGGAGUAGUACUAUAAGACGGAAAACGAAUUCUAUAAAAUUGUAUGUCAUAAGGAACUUUAAAAUAGAGACAUUAGAAGAAUCAUGGAUAUCACACAGAACAACUUAGUAGUCUUGCUGAUUAUUCUUGCUCAAACAUUAAUGACAUUGGGUGAAAGACAAACCACAAGUCGAUGCUUCAGCGACCCAAACAAAGUCCUCAAAGUUAAAUGUCCCGACCACCACAUGCUACUGAUCUUUGAGACCAAAUAUGGUAGGAACAAUGAUACAGACGUAUGUCACUUCAUGCCUGGAGAUUGCGUUGAGAGGGAGCGCAAGCAUUACGAUGUGGGACGUCAAGAAUUGAGCAUUAAUCUACCAUCAGGAUCAAUAGGAAGGGUGAUCCCUAACUGUGGAUACAGCACAUACUUUCAGAUUGACUACGAGUGCGUACCAACCGAGGACACUGUUAAUGUCUGUGACAACAAAGUAAUGACAUCGCAACAAGGUUACAUCACAACUCCCAACUAUCCUUUCAACUAUGGGAACAAUCUCCACUGUACUACAACAAUCAGAGUCCAGCCGGGGCAGAAAAUCAAGCUCUACAUCCUGGACAUUAACAUCGAGGAGCCACCUAAAGACUCCAGCUGUAAUGACUACCUUUAUAUGAAUGAUAAGGUGUUUGGCAGCAGUACAGUAUGCAGGACCAUGCAGGACCACAUAGAAUUGUUUCACACAUACCACUACAACUCCCUGGAAGUGACCUUUGUUAGUGAUGCACAGGUUAACAGAAAAGGAUUCUGGCUCUAUUAUGAAGCUGAUCCUGAAAUGUCAACAACAACAAAUAAAUUGAUUACCAAACAACCAACAAACCCAACCAUGACACCUUCAAGCACAACCAACACAUUACAGAGCACAACCAGCACACAACGAAGAAACCCAAAAAUCAUGAUAACAACAUUGAAGCCACAGAGGCCGACAUAUGAGACGUUAUCAGAAUCAAUCCCUACACAGCUGGUGCCAACUGAGCCUAUGCCCACUGAGAAAAAACAGGAUCUUCCAUUUGGUGCCAUAAUAGGAGGAGUUCUAGGCAGUCUGUUGUUUGUCUUGGUUGUCCUGUUAUCCCUUCUCAUAUACAGAAGAUUACGAGAGAAAAAGCUUAGAGAACAGCGCCAUUAUGAUAUGCACGUGUCGUCAAGUAUUGCACAGAUCCAGAACAGCCUCAAUGACGACUGCUCUGGUGGAGAAUGUAACAGCUUCUCAGAGGGUUACUAUUGCUAACUUUGGUCACCAUAGUAACAAAUGUCAUAGUUACAUAAGCAAAAUACAGUCAAAUACAUGGUAACUAUAAUGGUUAUGACAACUAACAUCAUUGUUUCAUCACCUGCUGCCAUAGUUACAUUUACAGUUACUAUGGAAACCACAGUGAAGAAUGAGAGUUUA